CCCGCUAGAGGACUAGAACAAAUAAUGAGAGACUUGACAUAUGACUAUGGAAAUGUGAAGCCGUAAGAAAUAACUACUCCCUAAAUCAUGACUGAUGAAAAGGGAAGCUGAAAAUUGGAAAUAUUUGGAUCCAGCGAAACGCAUAUAUCUUAAGCUUCAGCUUCCUUGUUGUGAUGAUGUAGGGGCUAUGACCGUGUCAAUGGGUCUUUGGACAUGGAUGCUUUCUUCAUUUCAGAUAUAGUAAGUGCAGCAACAAGAGCUCAGGUAGCAUCAUCUAUGGGAUUGAAUAUAUCUUGCAGACAACUAUAUGAGGAGAUCAUGUGAAGCUUCAGUGAAGGGGUGUCAUGCAGUUUAAUACUGUUAAAAUUUCAGCUAAUUGAAAAAUUAUUUUUAUUAUCGGGUAAAUUAAAUAAAUGAGUUAUAAAUAAACACACCUGAUAAGCUCACUAUCGAACCAGGUUUCCGGGUCGGUCCGGGUCUUUUAACCCGAUGUACACUUGAUACUAGGACCACACCUGUCUGUUUCAUUCCUUUACAUGAUAUGUCGGUUGCCCAAUACCAUAAAAUGGUCCUGAACAUAAACUUUUGGAAAACAAAUAUCUUAACGCCAGUGAACCACCAACUCUAAUGUCCAAUAGGACCAAUCGCGGCUCUUCUAAGUCAGAUGCAUUGAGUCGUAUUAAUUAAUAGUACGACACGUGGCAAACUAAUGUCCAUAAAAACCCCUAGAUGAUAGAUGAAGACGAACCUUCAUCUUCUCAAAAACACCAAAAUGUCUGAUCAAGCUGCACUGUCCAAUCCUAUUAUCACGAGUGAUCCUUACAGCUUUUUUGACCUCAUAAGGCACCCUGAUGGCACGUUUACCCGAAAACCCAGCAGAUUCAAGAUUAGCCCAACCGCACCUGAUCUUAGUUACUCCACCCCGACUCUUUCUAAAGACGUUGUAAUUAACCAAACAAAAAAUACUUGGGCUAGAGUAUUCUUGCCUCGACAAGCAGUUGAUUCUUCCUCCGCAGAUGCACCAGUACUCCUUCCUCUCAUUGUAUACUAUCCUGGUGGAGGACUUGUUUCGUCGACUACUGCCUCAUCCAUCUCCCACGAUUUUUGCGCCGAUAUUGCUUUACAACUCUCAGUUGUUGUUGUCGCCGUCGAUUAUCGAGUUGAGCCGGAGAAUCGUCUGCCGGCAGCCUACGAUGAUGCUGUAGAAGCGUUGCACUAUAUCAGAACCGUCAAAGACGAUUGAUUGAAGAAGCACGCGGAUUUGACCAAGUGUUUCCUUGUUGGCAGUAGCGCAGGUGGGACCGUAGCCUACCACGCUUGUUUACGUGCAGCCACACAAGUGGAUGAUCUUAAGCCGUUGAGGAUUAACGGCUUGAUACUUCAUUACCCGUUCUUUGGUGGGGCUAAGAGGACUGAAUCAGAGUUGAGGGCAGUCAACGACCCUGUUUUGCCUCUUAGUGUGUGUGAUUUGGUGUGGGAAUUUUGUUUGCCGAUUGGAGCUGAUCGCGAUAAUCAAUAUUGCAAUCCUAUGGUUGGAGGCGUGCCAGAGUUAUUAGAAAAGGUGAAGCUUUUGGGUUGGAAGGUAAUGGCUAUUAGUGGUGAUAGAGACUUGGCUAUUGACCGUCUGAUUGCACUGACAAAACUGAUGGAUGAAAAGGGCAUAAAAGUGGAGAAUCAUAUUGGUGCGGGAGAUCAUCACGGUGCAGAUAUUGUAGAUCCAUCAAAGUCAGCCCGCCUGUUUUUAACCAUAAAGAAUUUCAUAUUCUCAACGGUUGCUGAAUAAGAGAAAAUACUGGACUGCAAGCAGGAUCACAAGCUGAUAUAUUCUAUGGACCUGCAGGCUGCAGCCCGAUGCAUCUUGUCAACUUGCGGAACGUUUUCCAUAUCGUUCAUGCAUAGAUCAUGAUUUGAUAAUUAAUUUCCAAACUCCCUUUUGUACUCUUGUAAUGAAAUGUUGAUGGAUGCUAAUUGAGGUACCGAUUUGCUUGUGGGCUGCUCUGAAGACACUAUCUUUCAGUUAGUUUUUAGGAAAAGGUUUUCUUUUUCUUACCUCUAUGGGUUGCAGCGGCUGGGUUUAUGUUUUUUGGGUCUUGGCUGUAGAAUUGUAAUCUCAUUGCUCUGUUGGUUUGUAGUUCUCCUUGUUCCAUUCUCAAUAAAAUUAUCUCGGAUUUAUAAAAAAAAAUAAAAA
This is a messenger RNA of Tripterygium wilfordii, 2188 nucleotides long. RefSeq names its product probable carboxylesterase 120. Bases 737 to 1243 code for a protein of 168 amino acids. NCBI's taxonomy places the organism in Eukaryota, Viridiplantae, Streptophyta, Magnoliopsida, Celastrales, Celastraceae. The transcript has 2 exons. The record is from RefSeq and is a predicted model, not a curated record. Gene Ontology annotation, molecular function: hydrolase activity.